Molecule: messenger RNA, 663 nt
Organism: Stylophora pistillata
Lineage: Eukaryota; Metazoa; Cnidaria; Anthozoa; Scleractinia; Pocilloporidae
Source: RefSeq, a predicted model, not a curated record
UUGCAAGAGUUGAUCAUGUGACCGAUUUCCCCUUAGCAACGCUAUGCUGACUGGCAAGCCAUUCUCUGCGUUGCAUGACAACCAGCUGUUAUCUUUGUAUUGAAGCGUGUCUCUUUCUUGUGUUUAAAGUGCUCUAAAGGUCAAUCCUAAUCUGUCCUUUUUACAACUGGAAAUAUAUUAUUGCCAAAGCUUACCAUACAAUGAAUUUUGUGAGAUUUUUGACCGAAGAAAGAGAAUUUUGACUUCGUGAAGCGAGCGCCAGCGAGACGAACAUGGCGGAAUCAACAAUGACUAAUGAGACUAAAUGCUUGUCUUUCGAUCUCGAUUCGACAUUCAAGGACGCCUCACAGACAGAAGCACAACAAAAACAAUCUGGACCAUGGGAAUCUCAACACACGAGAAAUCCUGAACAUCCUUCCAAGAGGAUAAAGAAGUCCAAUGAUCAUUGUUGUGUUCCAGAGUGUGAGGGGGACGCUCGAUACGAUUCCUCUCUGUCUUUUCAUCGAAUCCCAAAGAAUAACGACCUUAGAAAGAUCUGGAUUUCAAAAAUUAGAAGAGAUGAAGGUGAUCUUUUCAAGGUUAGAACUGUUUGCUCGAUUAAGUGAACACCAAUUGAUCUAACAUUGGACAUGAUAGUAAAUGUAGUUCGUGGCAUUUUUAUCA